Messenger RNA from Cicer arietinum (chickpea), 1683 nucleotides. The record is from RefSeq and is a predicted model, not a curated record. Lineage: Eukaryota; Viridiplantae; Streptophyta; Magnoliopsida; Fabales; Fabaceae.
AUGGUGUGUGGAAAUUACCACAAACCAAGGGGUCACGUGGAGAUUGACAACACAGAGGAUGAAAUGCCUUAUCAAUCUGAUGCGAUGUCACCUGUUCUACCAAUUGCAAAAAUAGAAUCAAUAUCCUGUUUACAUGAAAACUCACAAAUGACUAACAAAGGUGGCAGUGAUAAAGGAAAUGCUCAUCCUACUAGGUGUAAACCAAAGAUGUUACGACCGGCCCCGUCUCAGCCUCCAACAUCAACUAAGAUUGUAGUACCUGCUGAUAUUGUAACACCACCAUCCCACCCGACGCCAUCCCCCAUCCAUGCCUCAACCCUUGAGGUAUUUGUCUUUAUGUCGACUCUAUGUUUAAGUAUUGAUACCAUGGGUGUCUCUUCACAACAUUCCCCACAUGAGACUUUGGUAGAGAAGAAUGUGCAACAAAAUUUCGAUGAUCAUGAGGAUAUGGUGGAAAUUGGGGACCACAUCCAAGAGGAUGAGGAGGUAGGUCAAGGGAACGUUCCUCCUAUCGUGCCUGUGAGAGAUGAUAAUGGAAAAGUCAUUAUACGACCUUAUGGUAAAGGACUCACUCCUAACAACGCAGUUGCAGAUGCCAUUAGGUAUGCCAUACAAAAACAAUUUUGUGAGCCUAUCUAUGGUUGGAGUGCAACCACUAACAUAAUUAGACAAGAUUGGUUUGAAACGUUUGCGGAGAAGGUGUCGUGGGAUCCUUGUCAUAAUGAUAUUGUGAAACGUCUGUUUGAACAAAAGACCGCUAAAAGCCUAUCAGAUAUGCUUACAAAGGUGAGGAAAAAAGGGACUCGACCUAGUUGGAUAGGUGUGGAAGCUUGGACUGGUCUUCAAGCAUAUUGGGAAGAUAUAUUAUUCAAGAACAUCUCCAACCAAAAUAAGACCAAUCGAGCUUUAGCAGGAGGCGGGGUUGUCCACAUCUCAUGCCGCAAGGCUCAUAUUGAUGUUGCGAUUGAGCUUAGCAAUAACCUUCAAAGAGAUUUACUUCCAAAUGAGUUAUUUUUGACAACCCACAAGAGGAAAAAUGGAACAUUUAAAAAUAAAUUGGAGGAAGUACAAACACAACUUGGCGAAACAAGUGAAGAAAGUGCUAAAGAGGUAGAUGGAGGGACAAUACUUAAGUUAUGGACUGAAUCUGCAGGGGGUCGCACUCUUGGUCGAGUUUAUGGAACAUUUAAAAAUAAAUUGGAGGAAGUACAAACACAACUUGGCGAAACAAGUGAAGAAAGUGCUAAAGAGGUAGAUGGAGGGACAAUACUUAAGUUAUGGACUGAAUCUGCAGGGGGUCGCACUCUUGGUCGAGUUUAUGGUACGGAAGACUUGUCUAUUAACGUUCGACAUGGGUGUGUAUCGCUUACACAACAUUCCCAGAAUCCUUCUAAUUCUAUGACUGGGAUGUCUUUAGAAGCGGAGAGGGCAGCUAGAAUUCGAGUUGAACAACUUGCUCAGGAUGCAAUGGCCCAAGCUCAAGUGGCUACCAAGGUCGCCGAAGAGGCUUGGGAGCGUUCAAAGAAGUUAGAGAAUGAUUUUGAUGCAUUAAAGCAAUUUUUUGGAGAUAAAAUUGACGCUUUGCAGCGUCAAUCAGCUGGUGGAUCAUCUACUGCGAGUCUUCCUCCUUCGCAUCCUCAUUACGAUCACAUUUUGGACGACCUGUCGCUGGACGAACCUUAA